This is a messenger RNA of Trichoderma breve, 705 nucleotides long. RefSeq lists its product as uncharacterized. The record is from RefSeq and is a predicted model, not a curated record. Lineage: Eukaryota; Fungi; Ascomycota; Sordariomycetes; Hypocreales; Hypocreaceae. The transcript has a single exon. Bases 1 to 705 code for a protein of 234 amino acids.
AUGUCGAUGCACUACCGCCUGCGCCAUAUCACGGACUACCUAUCUCGCCUCGAGAACCCUUCCACGCGGAACAUCUCCUGCCGCGUCGAGGUGAACUGCGGCUGCGUCAUCGAGGCGCCCUUCUCCUUCAUCUUCGAGGGCCUCACCGCUGUGCACGGCAGCCCGCUCGGGACGAGGUCGGCCACGCAGGACGGCGCCAACCGCAUCAUCAUCCGCGACGGCCUCGGCCUGGUCAACCCCGGGGGAGUAGGGAAGAAGUGGCUCGACAACUCGGACCACAACAACGUCCUCCGUCUCGUGGCCUUUGGCGGCAACAUCGACGCUCACAAGUGGCAUGCCUCGCAGUGCCGCAGCCAGAAGGAAAGCAAGCCCCUGCCGAGACCGAGACCCGAGAAGCCGUGGCCCACGGGCAGAGCGCUCGUCAGGGACGGGUUCAGCCAUUCUGCCACUGACGGUAUGUUGAGAGAUUACGGGUACGCCGAGACCGGGCCGGAUGCGAGGCAGACGCAGCGCCGCGGCGGCGACGGCGGCGACGACAACAAGCACCAGGACGAUCUGUCGGAGGAGGAGAAGAUGGCGAGGAAGAGCUGCGGCAACCUGCUUAUUUGUCGGAGCAAUCCGAUGAGCCCGUACAGGCUCAUCGGAGUCUGCGUGGACGGCGAGAUUGCGAGCAAGAAAGGGCAGGAUGUUGUUACGAUUCGUUAA